UCUCCCAUGGACCGGGAGCGAGUCAGUGCCUCGGAGCCGCUCUCACAAAUGUGCAGCUCGGAGCAGCACCACGGAUCCAGUUAUAACUCCUUCAUUAAAACCGAACCAUCGAGCCCAUCGUCUGGUACUGACACAAACAACCAUCACAGCCCCGUUGCCUCAUCCGAUACCGGCCUGAGCUGUGGUCACAACCUGCACUCACCUCCCCUGUUUGUAGCCUCGGUGGGUGUGGGGCCCUGUCGCAAUCAUUUGGAGCCGUGUUCUGGGACCCUCCUGGACGACUGUCCCUCAAAGUGCGAGUAUGUGCUGAACUCCCUCCCCAAACGCCUCUGCUUGGUUUGUGGGGACGUGGCGUCUGGCUAUCACUAUGGAGUGGCCUCCUGUGAGGCUUGUAAGGCUUUCUUCAAGAGGACCAUACAAGGUAACAUCGAGUACAGCUGCCCUGCCACCAAUGAGUGUGAAAUCACCAAACGGAGGCGCAAAUCCUGCCAGGCCUGCCGUUUUAUGAAGUGCCUGAAAGUAGGAAUGCUCAAAGAAGGAGUACGUUUGGACCGGGUGCGAGGUGGCCGUCAGAAGUACAAGAGGCGGGUGGAUGUAGGGGACGGGUCGCCGCUCCCCGUGCCCUCUCCAGCCAAGAGGCCGUUGAGUAAGAUUGUAUCCCACCUACUGGUAGCUGAACCUGAGAAGAUCUAUGCCAUGCCAGAUCCCACAAUCCCUGAGACGGACAUCAAAGCCCUGACCACACUGUGUGACCUCGCAGACAGGGAGCUGGUUGUGAUCAUUGGCUGGGCCAAGCACAUCCCAGGUUUCUCUGCGCUCUCGCUGGGUGAUCAGAUGGGGGUCCUACAGUGUGCCUGGAUGGAGAUCCUUAUCCUGGGAAUUGUGUUCCGCUCGAUGCCGUACGAGGAGGAGCUGGUUUAUGCUGAGGAUUACAUCCUGGAUGAGGAGCACUGCCGCCUGAUUGGUCUGCUGGACCUUUACACGUCCAUCCUGCAGCUGGUGCACAAAUACAAAAAGCUGCGAGUGCAGAGAGAGGAGUUCGUCACCCUCAAGGCAAUCGCCCUCGCCAACUCCGACUCGGUGCACGUUGAGGAGGUGGGCAGUGUACAGCGGCUGCAGGACUCUCUCCAUGAAGCGCUGGUGGAUUAUGAAGCGAGCGAACACCCAGAGGACCCUCGGAGAGCUGGCAAGUUACUGAUGAGCCUGCCACUGCUCAGGCAAACUGCCAGCAAGGCCGUGCAACAUUUCCACAGCAUCAAGCUGCAAGGAAAGGUCCCCAUGCACAAGCUCUUCCUCGAAAUGCUCGACGCCAAAAUCUGACAGCACCAACCCAGAGAGUCAACAAGCAACUCAAAACCCAACCCUUCAAAUACCCUCAUCACUUCUCCAACAUGAACUCUGUUCGCCACUUACCAUGGUCCAUUAUUUCUGAAAAACAAUGCUAUCUCUACUUAGAUAUAAAUUAGAGAUUGGAAUUGUGGUGUGCUGUGAAUUGACAGGUAGAACAUUCUGGAACCUUCGCUGAGGACCGGGAUCCCCGUGAGGACAGGACUGGCUCUGACAUCGUGCCUGUGAUAUGGCCUUCAAGGCUUCACUGUAUAUUGGACGUCGAGGAGGGAUUUCCGAGAGGGAUAUUUACGCCUCAGAACAAGUAAGGAAGGAUCCUGAGGCGUGGAUUCCAGCCUUGUCCAAUUGGAAGGAUUGAGGGGGCUUUUUGACCCCCUCACUUCAUCACCGGCUGAGAACUCUCAACCUGGUAACCACCCACAGAGUGAAGGGAGUUGUGACCUGAGUUACCUGCAUCUGCUGCUAGCUCACUCUCCAGGACCUGGUUAGAAAAAGAUACCAUUUGCCAGCACAGGCUUGGUGGGCAGAAGGGCCUGUUCCUGCAUAGACCGUUCUGUGACUGGCUCAGUGUGGUCAA
Stegostoma tigrinum is the source of this 1924-nucleotide messenger RNA. RefSeq names its product steroid hormone receptor ERR2-like. The transcript is spliced from 7 exons. Gene Ontology annotation, cellular component: nucleus. Gene Ontology annotation, molecular function: zinc ion binding; nuclear steroid receptor activity; sequence-specific DNA binding. The record is from RefSeq and is a predicted model, not a curated record. Lineage: Eukaryota; Metazoa; Chordata; Chondrichthyes; Orectolobiformes; Stegostomatidae. Gene Ontology annotation, biological process: regulation of DNA-templated transcription. Bases 7 to 1320 code for a protein of 437 amino acids.